AAAUUCCUAAUCUCUCUUUGAAAAUGUUCAAUUUGUACAUUAUGGAACGAAAUAACAAGAAAAAGAAGGAAAAAGAGAAGUACUCUCUUAACCUCCGCCAAAUCCAAAAGAGAGAUCUUCUCGCCAACAGAUACAGAAAUCGAGUGCUUGAUUUUAUGGAGAAAAUGGCUAAGAAGCCUAAGGUCGUUAACCAGCCAACCAGGGAGAUUCCAGAGUCUUCAUACACAAAUAUUGACACUAACAAAUAAGAAACAUAAGAGAACUUUCACCAGUGUAGACUACACAGAUUUUAUAACAGAACCAGGCGACUGUAACGCUUUUAACCUGAGGCCCAGAGAGAAAUCCAAGGAAAUAGCAGGCGAUUUUAACACUAAUUUCAGCAGAAAAAACUCACUCCAAAGAGUGUAUGACCAAGCUAAAGAAAAUUCAAUGAAGGCUAAUUUUGAGAACUUUUCAGAAGUGAAUUCUAAGAAACUGAGGUCUGGCAGAGAUAUCCUUCCUGAAUUACAUGACAAAACUCAUUUUAAAGGAGCUACUACACUAAUUACUUAUGACAAAGAGAUACAGGAUAUAAAGGAGAACCCUCGACUUAGGUCAAGGUUUGAAUCUCUUAAGAAAUCAGUGUCAGGCUCUCCUUCUUAUAAGAUGCAUGCCAGAAGUAUAGACAUGAGAAGGGAUAAAAUGAACUCUUUGAAUUUUUAUGAAAACAACUCCAGCAUUACAAUUGAAGCAAAGCCUAGCAGUGUAAUGAAAAAGGUUGGAUUUAAUUCUAAAGACCAGGAAUCAACCAAUUCUAGAUCUCAAUUGAAAGAUCUGAAUAUAAACAUCUCGAAGUCUGAUAUCUCUGAUUAUGGACUUCAAAGAGGAGGAGUCACUUCUUCAAAUACAAUUCAGAGAGCAAAUCUCCCUCUUUCAAAAGCUUCAUUACAUCAUAAGGUUUUCAAGAAACAUCCUAGUGAGAUAUUUAACAGAGAGAGGCAGCCUAGUAGGGUCAGUAAAGUCAGCGUCUCCAGAAAACUUCUCGACUCAAGUCUUGAAGAGAACGACACAAACGACGGCCUCGAUAUCCCAUCCAUCACCAAACACGUCCUUGCCCAAUGAGGUAUCGUCAGAUGUCUCCCUUAGACCCACCAUAUAAAAUAUUUUUAUUCAUUCACUAAAUCCCAACC
Molecule: messenger RNA, 1169 nt
Organism: Moneuplotes crassus
Lineage: Eukaryota; Ciliophora; Spirotrichea; Euplotida; Euplotidae
Source: the annotation of a GenBank genome assembly